AACUGAUAAUGUGGCAACGUGGAGAGGAGGCUGACCCUAUCGCAACUCCAAGGUGACCUCUGUCACCAACAAUAACUCAACAAUCCAGUAGUGAAUCCAAUCCAGUCAAUCGCUUCUAGCCGGUGCUUGUUUGCAGUUCUUCAAUAGAAAAAACGAAGAAAUGUCGGUUCCACAGAGCGAUGUGGAAAGAAGAAAGCAGAUCAGUGUGCGGGGCAUUGCAGAAGUUGGCGAUGUGACCGAAAUCAAGAAAACUUUUAAUAGGCACGUUCACUACACUUUGGUAAAAGACCGGAAUGUAGCCACCCCUAGGGAUUACUACUUCGCCCUUGCCCAUACUGUGAGGGAUCAUUUGGUGUCCCGGUGGAUUCGCACUCAACAGCACUACUAUGAAGUGGACCCCAAGCGUGUUGCUUAUCUUUCCUUGGAAUUCUACAUGGGACGGACUUUGUCGAACACGAUGAUCAACUUGGGCAUCCAGUCGCCGUGUGAUGAAGCUUUGUAUCAACUGGGCCUGGACAUUGAAGAGCUGGAAGAAAUGGAAGAAGAUGCUGGACUGGGAAACGGCGGUUUGGGACGCUUAGCAGCCUGUUUCUUGGACUCAAUGGCCACGUUAGGUAUGGCUGCUUAUGGCUAUGGAAUCCGUUACGAAUACGGCAUAUUCGCCCAAAGGCUCGUCAAUGGGGAGCAGCAAGAAGAGCCGGACGAUUGGCUGCGGUUUGGAAACCCGUGGGAGAAGGCCAGGCCCGAGUACAUGCUUCCAGUCAACUUCUACGGCAAGGUGAUUGAAACCCCAGAGGGUAAGAAAAAGUGGGUUGACACCCAAGUAGUCUUCGCCCUGCCUUACGACAACCCGGUUCCUGGAUACAGAAACAACGUGGUGAAUACGCUGCGACUGUGGAGCGCCAAAAGUCCAGUGGAUUUCGACUUGAAGUUCUUUAACGAUGGAGAUUACAUCCAAGCGGUUCUCGAUAGGAAUCUGGCCGAAAACAUAUCGAGAGUUCUCUAUCCAAACGAUAACUUUUUCGAGGGAAAAGAGCUGCGUCUGAAGCAGGAAUACUUCAUGGUGGCGGCCACUUUGCAAGAUAUCGUUCGUCGGUUUAAGUCUGCGAAAUUUGGAUCCAAAGAAGCAACUAGAAACGACUUUGAUCAAUUUCCUGAUAAGGUGGCAAUUCAGCUGAACGACACCCAUCCAUCGCUGGCAAUUCCCGAAUUGAUGCGGCUUCUCGUGGACGUGGAAGGACUGGAUUGGGACAAGGCCUGGGACAUUACGCGAAGAACUUGCGGCUAUACAAAUCACACCGUGCUCCCUGAAGCUCUGGAACGCUGGGCUGUGAGUCACCUUCAAAACAUCCUGCCCAGACAUCUGGAUAUCAUCUACAAGAUCAACUUCCAUCAUCUGCAGGACGUUGAGAAGAAAUGGCCCGGCAACUUAGACAAAAUGAGGACAAUGUCGCUGAUUGAGGAGGACGGAGCGAAGCGCGUCAAUAUGGCCCAUUUGAGCAUUGUGGGAAGUCACGCGGUGAACGGUGUCGCUCAGCUUCACUCCGAUAUUAUCAAAGCUGGCUUGUUCCGCGACUUCUACGAGUUGAAUCCGGAAAAGUUCCAAAACAAGACCAACGGCGUCACCCCGCGCAGGUGGGUUUUGCUGUGCAAUCCUGGUCUUAGCGACUUGAUUUCCGAGCGCUUCGGCGAAGACUGGAUCAUCCAUCUGGAACAGCUGCAGCAGCUGAGACCGCUUGCCAAGGAUCCGGCUUUCCAGCGCGCUGUGAUGAAAGUGAAGCAGGAAAACAAGCUGAGAUUGGCUCAGUUGCUGGAGAAAGACUAUGGAGUCAAGGUGAAUCCAGCUUCAAUGUUCGAUGUCCACGUGAAACGGAUCCACGAGUACAAAAGGCAGCUGUUGAACUGCAUGCACAUCAUCACAAUGUACAACCGCAUUAAAAAGAACCCUUCGGCCAAAUUUACGCCUCGCACAGUAAUGAUUGGCGGAAAGGCCGCCCCUGGGUACUACACGGCGAAGAAAAUAAUCAAACUGAUCAACUAUGUGGCCAACGUUGUGAACAACGACCCGAUUGUGGGCGAUAAACUGAAGGUAAUUUACCUGGAAAACUACAGAGUGACUCUCGCAGAGAAAAUAAUCCCGGCCGCGGAUCUAAGCGAGCAAAUCUCGACGGCUGGAACCGAAGCCUCUGGAACGGGGAACAUGAAGUUCCAGCUGAAUGGGGCGCUGACUAUCGGGACUCUGGAUGGCGCCAACGUGGAAAUGGCCGAAGAAAUGGGCAGAGAGAACAUCUUCAUUUUUGGCAUGACUGCCGAUGAAGUCGAAGCCUUGCAACGCAAAGGUUACAACGCCUAUGACUACUACAAUGCCAAUCCCGAGCUGAAACAGGUGGUGGAUCAAAUGCAGAACGGAUUCUUCAGCCCAAGCAAUCCAGACGAGUUCAAGGAUCUCGCCGAUAUUUUGCUGAAAUACGACCGGUUCUUCUUGCUGGCCGAUUACGAUUCUUAUAUUAAGAAGCAAGAUGAAGUGAGCAGUAUUUACCAGAAUCAGUCCAAGUGGCUAGAAAUGGCCAUCAUGAACAUAGCCACGUCUGGAAAGUUUUCUAGCGAUAGAACGAUCAUCGAAUAUGGCAGAGAUAUUUGGGGCGUGGAACCCAACUAUGAGAAACUUCCCGAUCCAGCUGUGCCGAAGGAAUUGGCGCUAAAGGAAGAGCAGUAGGCGACCGCAUAUUUCGCUUAUACUUUAAACAAAAAUGUUUUAUCUCUUAGGAUGAUGUUCAUUCAUAAAAAAUAAGCCCAAAAGCGUUCUCUCUAAGUCAUGCAUCAGCAUUUCAUAGGUGUGCCAUAAGGAUACCUUUACUAAAUUGUUAUAUUACUGUUACACCUUUAGACGAUGAAUAGUUUAGUUUUAUAUGUAAGAAGCGAUCGUGUUCUCGAAAUACUCCAUAUUGUUAUCAACGCAACCAGGAGCGUUUUACAUUACAAAAUAUACUCAAUUAUCUUCUU
Messenger RNA from Dendroctonus ponderosae (mountain pine beetle), 3003 nucleotides. Its product is annotated as glycogen phosphorylase. The record is from RefSeq and is a predicted model, not a curated record. Gene Ontology annotation, biological process: glycogen catabolic process. NCBI's taxonomy places the organism in Eukaryota, Metazoa, Arthropoda, Insecta, Coleoptera, Curculionidae. The transcript has 10 exons. Gene Ontology annotation, cellular component: cytoplasm. Gene Ontology annotation, molecular function: pyridoxal phosphate binding; glycogen phosphorylase activity. Bases 161 to 2716 code for a protein of 851 amino acids.